AUGUCUGGAAAACCAGUUUGCAUCGCUGACUUUGAAGAGUAUGCUAAAAGAUUCCUCCCCAAAUCAGUGUAUGAUUAUUACCGUUCCGGAGCAGAUGACCAGGAAACGCUAGCGGAUAAUGUAGCGGCAUUUUCAAGAUGGAAGCUGUACCCCCGGGUGCUCAGGGACGUGUCGGCGAUGGACCUGUCAACCUCGGUCCUGGGGCAGCAGAUCAGCAUGCCGGUGUGCGUUGGAGCGACCGCCAUGCAGCGCAUGGCUCAUGCUGACGGAGAGACGGCGACAGCUAAAGCCUGCCAUGCAAUGGGGACGGGGAUGAUGCUGAGCUCCUGGGCCACCUCUUCGAUUGAAGAAGUGGCUGAAGCCGCUCCAGCUGGCCUUCGCUGGCUGCAGCUUUACGUGUACAAGGACCGCGAGGUUACCAAAUCCCUCGUGAAGCGUGCGGAGAGGGCAGGCUACAAAGGGAUCUUCGUGACGGUGGACACGCCCUUCCUCGGCAGGCGUGUGGACGACGUGCGCAACAAGUUCCAGCUCCCUCCCCACCUCAGGUAG
This is a messenger RNA of Eurypyga helias (sunbittern), 549 nucleotides long. It is a transcript of the gene HAO1, whose product is annotated as hydroxyacid oxidase (glycolate oxidase) 1. Gene Ontology annotation, molecular function: oxidoreductase activity; FMN binding. The transcript is spliced from 3 exons. Lineage: Eukaryota; Metazoa; Chordata; Aves; Eurypygiformes; Eurypygidae. The record is from RefSeq and is a predicted model, not a curated record. The coding region runs from base 1 to 549 and encodes 182 amino acids.